Messenger RNA from Effrenium voratum, 625 nucleotides. Lineage: Eukaryota; Dinophyceae; Suessiales; Symbiodiniaceae. The record is from the annotation of a GenBank genome assembly.
CUUUUUUGUACCGCGCGUGGUUUACAGUUGGGACACAGUAGGUUUUGUUGUGGUGGACUAUGUCUCGGAAGGUGGUGGUAGCUUCCGGAUAUUUCGACCCCCUGCACUAUGGCCACAUCGAAUACCUCCAAAGGUCGAAGGAUUUAGGCGACAAGUUGAUCGUCAUUGUCAACAACGACCUGCAGGCCACUCGCAAGAAGGGUCAGCCCUUCAUGCCUGCCCGGGAGCGCGUCAAGCUUGUGCGCUCACUGGCUUGUGUGGAUGCAGCCAUUGAGUCCAUCGACCAGGACCAAACUGUGCGUCGGACUUUGAGGCUACUUCACCCAGAUAUCUUUACAAAUGGUGGGGACAUCACGAACGACAGCGUCCCAGAGGCGGAUGUCUGCAGAGAGUUGGGCAUCAAGCUGGUAGAUGGCUUGGGGGAGAAGGUUCAAUCUUCAUCCUACCUCAUCAACCGCAUUGCCAAGCCAAGCUCAAGUGAGAACUUGAAUGGAAAGCUUGGACGUGAGGCCUAGGCUGCAACGCUGCGGCGUUUGGCUAGGGAAAGAGUUGCUUUUCUGGCAGUCCACUGUUGGCCAAGUGUUGGCUUUCUGACGCUACCUGGGCCUCACUACGCAUACUUGGG